GUCAGCGACUGAACCACCGGCCCGCCACCGUCCACCCAUGCCUCCCCGCCUCUUCCUUUUCAGCCGCCUCCUCUCCACCUCCGCGUCGUCUCCCGCCCCGGCGCCCGUGCCAAGGCCGACCGAUCCCGCUCUGCUUCUCCGCCUCUGCACGAUCCUCUACCAGCACCAGCACGAUCCCGACGACAAGCUGCACCGCCGCCUCUCCGCGCUGUCGCUUCCCACCGCACCCUCCGACCUCCGCGAGCUCUUCCUCCAGGCCUCCGCGCGGUUCCCGCUCUCCUGGCGCCCCGUGCACCGCCUCCUCGCGCACCUCUCCUCCCGCCACAGCGGAGCCGGCGACGGCGGGUUCCCACACUCCCCCGCCACCGCCGCGCGCUUCCUCGACGUCCUCGCCAAGUCCGGGAACAUCGACCUCCUCCACUCCACGCUCUUCUCCCUGCCCCGCACCCUCCUCUCCACGGCGGCACUCCGCGCCGCCGUCCGCGGCCUCGCCCCGAGCCGCGAGGUCGGGAAGAUCGCCGCGCUCGUGACGCUCUUCCCCGAAUGCCACCGCGCUCGGAUCCUCACGUUCGUCACCGACGUCGCGUGCUCGGAGCCGUGCAGGCUGCCGGACGUGGCGGAGAAGGUGAUCAAGCGCGCCGAGCACUACCACGGCGUCUCGCGCACUGCGAGGUGCGACGAACUGCUGGUCGUCGCGUACUGCCGCGCGGGGUCGCUCGCGGACGCCUGCAGGGUGUGGAACGGCAUGGAGAGGCGCGGCCUCGAGCCGGGCGCCGCGGCGUACCAGGAGAUUGUGGUCACCAUGUUCAAAAACAACCGCGCCGCGGACGCCAUGAAGGUGUUCGACGGAAUGCGGAGGAGUGGAGUGCAGGACGACGGAGGUGCGUGCUGCCGCGCGGUAGUGUCUUGGCUGUGCAAGGAUGGGAAGGUGUGGGGCGCGUACAUGGUGUUCGCUGAAAUGGUGAAGAUAGGUGUGGAGGUGGACGGGGAUGUGUUGGGUGAUUUGGUGUAUGGGCUGAUUGCGAGGAGAAGGGUUAGGGAAGGAUACAAGGUGUUUCGUGGUGUUAGGGCGAAGGACAUUGCACUGUAUCAUGGGUUAAUGAAGGGGCUGCUGAGGAUAAAGCGGGCAGGGGAGGCUACCGAGGUGUUCAGGGAGAUGAUCAGCAGGGGAUGUGAACCGAACAUGCACACUUACAUCAUGUUACUUCAGGGACAUUUGGGGAAGAGAGGCCGGAAGGGUAGAGACCCAUUGGUGAACUUCGAGAGCAUAUUUGUUGGUGGCUUGGUGAAAGCUGGAAGGACAUUGGAGGCGACUAAGUUUGUUGAGAGGGCAAUGUGGGGUGGGGUUAAUGUGCCAAGGUUCGAUUAUAACAAGUUCCUAUACUAUUUUUCGAAUGAGGAGGGGGCACUAAUGUUUGAAGAGGUUGGAAAGAGGCUGAGGGAGGUUGGACUAAUUGAUCUUGCAGACAUUUUGUCAACCUAUGGUGAGCGCAUGACCACCAGGGAUAGGAGGAGGAGAGCAAUGAAUGGACUUCUAGAAUCAGUUCAGUCAGUUCAAGAUGUUUGCUGCUAAUCGUCAACUCAAGAGGAAAAUGAUCUGAAUGAUCUGCAGAAAAGUACAUAUUCUAAAUGAUCUGCUCAUGUAGUCUGAACUCUGAGAGGAAAAUGCCAGUAAUUCAUGCAUGUUCAUCUUUCUGUGAUUCUAGGAGUUGAAUGGAUUACCAUUGGGUUUGUCUCAGUAGGUUCUUUAGAUUGACCACACAUGAUAUGCUAUUUUGGAGAUUUGCAAGUUCCAACUGAGCCAUAUGCAUUUCUGUGGAUUCUUCCAAUCAAUAUUAUUGAUGUUUGGUAGGGUCACCCACCUGACAUUCCUUUUCUUUUCA
Messenger RNA from Panicum virgatum (switchgrass), 1883 nucleotides. RefSeq names its product putative pentatricopeptide repeat-containing protein At1g26500. The transcript has a single exon. The record is from RefSeq and is a predicted model, not a curated record. NCBI's taxonomy places the organism in Eukaryota, Viridiplantae, Streptophyta, Magnoliopsida, Poales, Poaceae. Gene Ontology annotation, molecular function: protein binding. Bases 38 to 1573 code for a protein of 511 amino acids.